AUGGCACGAUUUAACCUCACAAUGGUGCUAUUUAUUUUCCUCUCUUUGUUUUCAAUUAUUGCCACCUUUGUUGAGCCAACCAUGGCCAAGCAUAACGAUUCCCAAACAAUGGCCUACAUAAAGUCCUCUUGCAAUGGCACCCUCUACCCAAAACUUUGCAUUCGUUGCUUAGUUCAAUAUGCCAAAUCCACCAUAAAUGGCCCACAACACUUAGCUCAAUUUGCCUUGUCAGUGAGCCUCUCUAGAGCACUAAACACCAAAGGGUACUUGUUGAAAGUGGCCAAGGAACUUAGGGCCACAAAGAACAACAAAAGAGAGUACCUAAUCGUGCAAGAUUGCGUAUACCAAAUAAAGGAUAGCGUGGACCAACUUAAUCAAGCCAUCAAAGAACUACAAAUGUUGAACCAACAUGGCUCCACCAUCAAUGAUGACAUGUUGUGGCACAUAAGUAAUGUUGAGACAUGGGUGAGCACUGCCUUAACAGAUGCUAGUACUUGUGUGUACUCAUUCCCUGGUCAUAGAAUGAGUAAGAGAGCAGCUGCAAUUAAGGUUAAGGCCAUGAAUGUGGCACAAGUUACUAGUAAUGCACUUGCCAUAUUUCAUAGAUAUGCAUCUAGAUACCAGCAAGCUGCUACUAGAAUCUCCAAGCAAUCCUAG
Abrus precatorius (Indian licorice) is the source of this 657-nucleotide messenger RNA. RefSeq names its product pectinesterase inhibitor 9-like. The transcript has a single exon. Gene Ontology annotation, biological process: negative regulation of catalytic activity. Gene Ontology annotation, molecular function: enzyme inhibitor activity. Lineage: Eukaryota; Viridiplantae; Streptophyta; Magnoliopsida; Fabales; Fabaceae. Bases 1 to 657 code for a protein of 218 amino acids. The record is from RefSeq and is a predicted model, not a curated record.